Molecule: messenger RNA, 1917 nt
Organism: Diaporthe batatas
Lineage: Eukaryota; Fungi; Ascomycota; Sordariomycetes; Diaporthales; Diaporthaceae
Exons: 3
Coding region: 134-1495 (453 amino acids)
Source: RefSeq, a predicted model, not a curated record
GCGAAAAGCCGAUUAUGUCAGGACAGCAACAUCGACUCCUGGACAUGAGCCUGCCCAUAUGUACUGUAUCACUGCCUGCAUCUGUAUCUUCUGCCCCCGUUCUGGAAGGUAGACAGGCGACAGGGGCCGGAGGAUGGAGGAUGACCAUGACCAAGUUCCCGAUGCGGCCUCGCUGAUGGGCAGCCUCGUUGACGAGUUUCGCUCUGCCCUCGAUGAGUCCCUCAUCAUUGCUAUCGUCGGUGACUACGACCUGGCCCUCCAGUUUGAAGAGGCCCGGGCCAUCCUCCAGGGUCUCUCCAAGGAUGCAGACGCCGAAGAGGCGUCUCGAUUCAACGCCUGUGGUGUGGAUGGCGAUAUCGAUGGCCUCUCGGGGCUCGACGGGCCUGCCAACACCCACUCAUCGCGUUCCAACUCGGGAUCCAAGCCCUGCACCGACUUCUCCUCCAGGACUGAUCCCAGCGACUCUUUGUCUGAGCAGUUCGACUUGCUGGACUUGCACGAGGACGUUGACGUCCUGGCCCUCGACGAGGAUGGCAAGAUUGCUGAGCUAGAGAUCAUGUUUCCCCUCCUCAAGCACAUGGACGUUAAAUUCGCGCUGAGAAAAGCUGACGGGGACUUCACAAAGGCUUGUGAGGAGCUCCUCAGCACCCAGUUUCUGGAGGAUAAUGGCCUCCGCCCAAAGGGAAUCGAAGGAGCUUUCCGGGGCGACGGUCACACUGGUCGUAAGAAAGGCCGCUCCGGGGCGGAUAUACUCAAGGACAAGGCUGGCAAGGCAAGGCUUGAUGUGGAAUACCGACUCAAGCCCCUCGAUUUGGACGCAGAGGGCAAAGCAGCCAGUAGCCCAGUCUCGCCUGCUCUCGCCGCCUCUCGCCCCUUGACCCGUCGCAGCUCGCUCCCGCGGUUGGUGCCGCCUUCCAGCUCCUCGAACGCCGCCAAGACAUCCGCCCCAAACACCCCCGCCCUCAAAGCCUCCACUGAGUGGCAGACCGUCCAGCCCAGCAAUCGGCCACGCAAGACAUACACCGAGCUGGCGCGUGACGCGGCCGAGGCCCGCGAGACGACAGCGGAGUCCUUCACCGCAGCACGCGCUGCAUAUCGGCGGGGCAAGUCAGACGCGCUGUUCCGGCCCGUGGCCGGGGUCCUGGCGGAGCGGGCGCGCGAGCAGCUGGGGCGGUCCAAGGCGGCGCACAGCGAGGCGUACGAGGCGCUGGUCGACGAAAACUCGUCAGCGGGUCACAUCGACCUGCACGGCGUGCCGGUCGCGGAUGGGGUGCGCAUCGCCCUCGAGCGCACCCAGGCCUGGUGGGCCGCCCUCGGCGAGGAUAGGGCCCGCCGGGCCCGCUCUGGUGAGGGCUUCACCGUAGUCACGGGGCUGGGUAAUCAUAGCUCUGGCGGGGUGUCGCGCAUGCGGCAGGACGUUGGUGCGGCGCUCAAGAGGGCUGGGUGGAGGGUCCGCACCGAGACCGGACAGUUUGUCGUGACGGGCAGGACAUAGGCCCUGGCAUGGAGGACGAUGAGAUGUUUUGGGGUUGUUUGCAUUGGCGCUCUUGUGGGAUCUUUCUAGGUAUUUGGGUGUUCUGUUGCAUGGCCUUUCUUGUAUCAUGGCAUCGAACUUGAUGAGGUUGCAUUGUUGGAGCAAUUUGGGAUUGUUUGUCGUAGCUAGGUAAACGGGAAGCCAGACAGAUGCUGAAGUUGGACAGUACAAUUCUUCUGGAUAGAUGGAGAGCAGUUUUGCAGGACUUUUCAGGGCAUGUGCAUGGAAGACGGGCUUGUUGGAAUCUCAGUAUACCGUCAUAGAUGAUGCACUAUAUCCCUGACGGUCUCGUGAAGACGGCCGCAGUGAUAGAGGUUAACAUGCUUCACGGCGCAGUGAGUCUCACUCCAUUCAAGCUAUCGUACUAAUAAAUCCACAUAAAC